Molecule: messenger RNA, 1003 nt
Organism: Dicrocoelium dendriticum
Lineage: Eukaryota; Metazoa; Platyhelminthes; Trematoda; Plagiorchiida; Dicrocoeliidae
Source: the annotation of a GenBank genome assembly
AAAAUACAACCGUUUAUUACUGACAAAUUCUAACUGAUCACGUUAUCUUAUGUGCCCUCACAAAAUGGCCCUUAAUCAACCAUCCGACCUAUCCGAACCCAAAUUCAUCACGGUAAACAAUGCGGCUCAGCAGUCCCACCAACCAAGAGGUUCUAAACGGAAUUUGCUUAAAAGCGAAACCAAACAACGUCGGCCCUACCCUGGUCACCCUACUACUGUUCGCAAAGGUUGUGGCUUACAAGAUCUUUGUGAGGAUGAUCGCGCAAAACUAACCCGUUUGAUUUUCGAGUUAGCUACGACUCAGCAGGCGCUUAGCGAUCUGCAGCGUGCGCAGACCAACAACCAUGCUGUUUCGCCCUACUCCCAGAAUAUUUCCUCCACGACACUCAGAGAAUUGUCUCCAGGAAGAACAGUACUAUGUAAUCGAAAUCCCAACAACAGCUCCGAAUCAGACCACAAGUGCCCAAGCCUACCAUCAGAUGAAGGUGCAAGCUAUCGCUCUCGAUUGACUUGUCUGGAAACUGAAUUGCAGGAGAUUCGUUCACUUUUAACCAAACAAGCCAUUGAUGAAGAUAACAGCCGUCCCCAUGUGGGAGAACGUGCUCCAACCUGCAUCUCAACCCCGAACGAGCCGGUGCUCACUCAUCAUCGAAAAAGGAUGAUUCCAAAGGGAAACUCUGAAACCCCAACCUGUACCUGUGGCGUUGCACACCUUCGAGACAAAGAGGCGAAAUCAGUUGAAACUUCGGAUGCAUCAGUGAGCGUCGUCGCUCCGAUUAAACUGCGUGAUGCCUCUGUGAGUGCAACUCCGCCCGAUGAUCAACAACCGCGAGAAAAGCUAUUGUUUGAACGUGACACACUACGGCGGCAACAACGAGUCCUGUCGGUGGUCGCGAAACAACAGGCCCAUCCGGCUGGCCUUACUGACGCGGGUUACGGUGCCCGGUGGGAUGCCGACCAGUUGGGCUCAAAGGACGUUGUCACAGUAGAAAAUACAGGGUGA